Messenger RNA from Anopheles maculipalpis, 9573 nucleotides. RefSeq names its product disco-interacting protein 2 (gene DIP2). The transcript has 17 exons. The record is from RefSeq and is a predicted model, not a curated record. Lineage: Eukaryota; Metazoa; Arthropoda; Insecta; Diptera; Culicidae. Bases 45 to 9542 code for a protein of 3165 amino acids.
UGUGCAUCGUUCCCGCAAGAUCCAGGCAUGGUGGUGCAUGAACCAUGAAGCCCAUCACGUUCGAAUCGAUCCGGAACCUGCUGAAGACGAAAAAGAAACAAAAAGACAAAUCCAACAUCGACCAAAGCUUCAAGCGAAGUGAUUCGUUCAAACGCAUCAGCAUUCGAAAGAGUUAUCUCGAGCGGGGUCGCAAGCGCAAUGCAGCAGCGGUACUUCGCGGAUCGACCAAAAAUCUGGUCAACAUCAACGAGUUCGAGGAUCAGGCUAAGGUUGUUAAAGGACCCGAGAAGCUAAAGCUAAACGGAGAUGGAGAAAACGCUCCGGGGAAAGAUGACCUUGAGGUGCAUGCGUUGGACAAGACAGGUGGGUCCUCUUCCAUCACGAAGAGAGUGUCCCCGCCUGAACUUUCCUUCGAGGAAAAGCUAGAGUCGAACGAUGCGUCGUUGGAUGAAAAGAUUCGUGCCCUGCAGGAGAUCAACGAUCGGUACAUCAAUGAAAAUCGCAAUCUUGUGGAAAAGACGUAUGAGGUCUCCAAAAAGGUAGAGAAGAUCAAGAUUAAAAAACCGCCCAGACCAUCGAAACAGUCGCUCGGUGCGUCCCAACCAGCUCCUAGGAAAUCUCUCGAAAACGAAGUACAAAAUAAUGAUCUCAGCAGCAAGACGAUCACGUCAGCUUCCCAGGAUCGGCUGGUAAAAUCAACGAAAGCACAUGUUCAAGAUUCGCAGGGCAGUACCGGCCGGGUGAAGAAUAUCUCACACGUAAACAUAAACGUUAGUUCGGACGCUAUCCCUGAGGAGGAUGAAGCGAUCGAGGGUAGCGUACGUGGCGGCAAGGGCACCGAGGACACGGCGGACGAUAAGUCGUUCUACAGCAUCAGUACGUUCACGAUCGAAAGCAAUACGCUGACGAACGCGGGCAAUAAUAACACGAAUGCUUCGUCGAAAAAAUCGUUCCGCAGUAGUUUCAGUGCCGGUACGAGCAAAACGGCCACCAACGAGCUACCCACCCUGGUUACGAUCCGUACGUACUGUGAGCCUAACUCCUUGAUGCAAUCCACAACCCAUGUCAACGAGCGGUAUCUGGAGACAAGCUUCGACAAUUGUGUUCCCGAUGAAUCUGAGCACGGUCGGGAAGGUAAGCCACAGGUGGUGAAGGUGGUAAAGGACACGCUAGCACCUGUACCACUGUCCUCCGCUAUGAGCACCGGUGAGCGACAGAGGAGCCCGUCGCGAAUUCCACGGAUUAACACGCAAACGUUUAAAAUGAUACGCAGCAAAUCGAGAGAUGGUAUUGUAAUACGCAUCCCGGCGAUGGAUGGACAAGACACGGAUGGGGUCGAGAACUCGGGCUCAAAGUCAGACAGCGGUGGUCUUAAGGAGCCGGAAGAUAAUCUAAACCGACAGCUGAGCAAUGAUUCCGCGCUCGACUUGAUCGACGUCGACAUCAAGGUGGACGAGAAAGAUUUGCGCCACGGUUUGGGUGGCUCGACGCAAAAUUUGACCGGCACGGUGACGGACGGAACGCUUGAGCUGAAGAACCAAAAGAACAAGUAUCGCAAAAAGGCGAAAAAAGCAACGGCCAGCAAGACGGGUACGCUGGACGUGGAGGAUGCAAAUCAGCAUACCUUUAAGAGCCAUGAAAACUUUGAGCUCCAGCGUACACCCAAGGGCACCGAUCCGACCGCAACCAGUGAGCCGAAGUUUAUCUUUCCGAACAAUUAUUUCGAGGAGGAGAACAACAUUUUCUACGAUCAGACGCUGUACGAUGAGGCCGAGCUACCAUCACCGGAGAAUAGUAUACCGUAUGCGCUGCGGAUCAAGGAGAAUCCCUUCACAAAGAACAAGGAGUUCUAUUCGAUCAAUACCGGCCGCAUCUGGAAGCAGCUUAAUCUUGGCCAGCAUCACGAGGAGGACUCGAUUCUAUCGACUGCAGGGCCACGCUUGGUGCCUCCGCCCAAGGUGAAGAAUGAAUCAUUCAAAUCAAUGUCUUCUCGCGAUUCGGGCUUUAGCUUAACACUAACCAAACCGAAAAAUUUGUUCCGCCGAAAGUCGAAAAAGGCAACACUGCUGCAGCGAAGAAAACCACCAAAGCUAGCCGUCAGCCGGGAUGGGUACUUUAAGCGGGUAAUGGUGGUGCAGCGUAACUCCUCGAAGCGAAAGAAAUCCAUCCGCAAGCAACGCGUCGCCGGAAAGGACAUUUUCCGCGAGUUGUACGAUGAAAACUGGAGCAAGCUGGGCGAUGACUUCACUGCCGAACCGCCAAGUACGGAAACACUCGAACCGGAAGCACCUGACUUUGCGCGUGACUUUGAAAACUUUUGCAAUGAUCGCCGGUACAAUCAGGAAAUACACGAUCUGGAAGCAUUCUACGAGGAACAUCUGAAGCGCUUGCGGCAUUACUACAUUCAGAAGAAGAAGAUGAACGAAGCGGCUAUAAAGGAGUUUUACCGGGAUUACGGAGCAGGUCGGGCUGCAAUACUCGGAUCGGAUACCGCGAACGUCGGUGGGACAGCUGCCGGAACAGGCCUGCCCGCUGGCGAGGAGCAGGAUGAAGAGAAUGACUACUAUGACACGUUCAUAGUGACGAAGAAUGAAACGAUCCGCUUCAAAAACAACGCACUGCAGCAGCGGUACUUUCAGCAGACGGAUGCCGGACUGGAGUUUAUGUUUCCCCACCCAGACAAGCGCAAAAGUGGUGCCGGCGGACCAGGAGGUUCCACCGGGCAGGGGAAAUCGCUCAAAGCCGGCAAAUCUGGCACCGGUAGUGCCCACUCGACAACGACGGCUAGUAGUCGGAAGCAACUUUUUCACGAAGUUCGCCCAUUCGGAAGCGCUCUGGAACCACUGACCGGUGUCGGUGGUGGUGCACACUACACCGAGGAGGAGUUCCUGCGGAACGACUCGAGUCUGCUUAGCAAGCGCAACCAGUCGGUACUUGUUAACCGAUACAAGGAGUCACCAGCGUUCGUCUACAAGCGCUCGAUUUCUGCACCUUUCGGUGACUCAAACUUUCAGCUGACAACUGGCCCCGGGGAUGAGCUAAAACGGAUACGAUCGUCCGGUGCGAUUCAGAAUGAAAUUUCUCUGGCAAAUGUGUUCCCAUCAGUGAACGGGGAUAAGGCUAGCAGUGCGCUGCGCCAUCGCUAUAUGGGGAAAAACAACGAUGGUGAAGAUAAUGAUGAGGAUGCCGAGGAUGAUGAGGAGGAGGACGAUGAAGAGUUCAGUGAGAAUGAGUUCUUGAUCAACAGCUUGGGUGAUAAUUUAUAUUGCACGCGAUGUGACAAAAUGAACAGUGAUUGUGAGUGCUUCGAAGGGUCGGAUUCUGGGACGCCUAAACGGAAGGACUCGGCUCGUCCAAGCCGUCCACGAUUGAAGGGUGGUGUAAAGCGUAUGUUCGGUCCAAACGGUGAGGUAGCGAUCAUUGGUGAGCAAGGAGAUGACGUGCGGGAUAAGCAAUCGCGUGCCAACGAGAACGGUGCGCAAGACGAUGAAGAUGAGGAGGAUGAUGAGGACGUAGAGGAGGAGGAAGUGGAUGAGAAUGAUGAAAAUUACUGUGAUGUGUUUGAUUACAACGAUAUCAACAUCAUACACGUGAACCACAAGAAGAAAGUGAAGCGAAAAAAGUCCAAAAAGCGUACCGUGCGGAAAAAUCACUCGACGUUGCGGCGUGGCAGCUACUGGGGCGACAUUACUCAAAAAGGAUACGAAAAGAAGCGAACAAGACUCUUGCAGCCAUAUCUGUCCAAAAAUGUGCAGCACGGGAGUGGCUCUGGUGGUGGUGGAGGAGGAGGAGGAGGUGGAAGUAACCCCGGUUACGUCAAUGACAUCCAGUCGCAUCUGCAUCAUCCAGCAUCGCAGCAGAAGCAGAACAUCUUUGCCUCGUCGGGCAGUGGUGGUGGUGGUGGAGGAGGGGGAGGUGGUGGUGGUGGGAGUAGGGACAGAAAUGAUCGAACCAGCAGUGGCAGUGGGGGUGGUGGUGGUGGUGGCACACAUCAUCACCAUUCCUCGUCCCAUCAGCAACGGGAACAGCAGCAACUGCAACAGAAUCGCACGCGUCGCAGUACGCAACGCAAAGUGACGCACAACGAGAAGCGCUAUCACUCAGCGACGGGACGACCCGAUGUGCUUCAGCCGGAAGAACUGCUCCGGCCCGCGAUCGCCCCAAGCUCGGGAAUCCCGGUGCAUCAGCACCAGCAUCUGCUACGCCAACGACACGCACUGCUCACCACAACACCUUCAUCCGGUUCCACAUCCUCGGGUGGCGUUAGUAGCACCGGACGAUCGGAAUCGAUCCCACCUCCCGCAACCAGUACGGUCGUGCCAUCGUUGAGUGGGGUGCAGCACACCCCACAACAGCAACAACCCGGACUGUACUCUAGUGCACUGGUUGCGGCCGCUGCCGAUGCACUGUUCAAAGCGAUGCGCAUCGCCCCGCAACCAUCGGCAGCCACGGUUGCCGCCGUACCGGACACCGCUGUGAUAAUGCGCCCGAAAGCGUAUCCUGAGCCUGAGAUGGUGGUGGGCAGUGCGCCACCGGAUCCUGACGCGGAUCGGACAAGUAAUAAUUCGGCGAAUGGUGGGCCGACCGAUGGGAAGAAUAGUAGAAAUAAUAGAAGAAUCGGACGGCACGAGAGUCGCUACACCAGUGAAGUACGCCAGGAAGCGGUACAACAAGCAUUAGCUGCACUCAAAAAUCGCCCCAAACCUAGCUUGCCAAUGCCAUCCAAACGAAGCUCGGUGCUUAACCGCAGUCCCGAGCGCGAUCAUGACGAUUCAGACUCCAGUACGGAAGAUGAAUCCAUACCGGAGGAAGGUUUGCUGGGAAGAAUAUCCACACCGGACCGGGACAACUACAAUCUACCCCGUGAUCACAUACUCACACGGGAACCGAUGAAGCUGCCCUCGUCCCGGGACCAUCACCAUUCGCAGCCCCAACCACUGCCGCAGCCGCCCCAAAAGCAAUCGUCCCAGCACGGUUCGCAACAAACCCACCUCGAACGGCGACCGCCUCAAACGAUCCCGACGCAGCCAGCGAACACACAGCAUGCGACCCUAUCGGACACGUCUAGUGCCGGUUCACCACCGGCCGUCCACCGGAAUCACCAGUACCAGAACAAACCGUCGAGCUACGAUAUUACCGAUCUGAACGAUUUUCAACCACACCAGCGUACACCGUACGCUGCACCGGACAUAACACAGUUCAGCGCCAACACACGGCGCGGUGCGGAUCGGGUAACGCGCUACGUUAAUCUGGCAAAUCAAGAACCGGGUGACACGAGCACAGCGGGCCGGUGGAAGGUUUCGGCCAAGAUUCAGCAACUGCUGAACACGUUGAAACGCCCGAAACGAAGACCACUGCCCGAGUUUUACGAGGACAAUGAUAUCGAGCUAGAAAUUGCUGCCAAUCCGAAAGAUCCAAAUGCACCGAAACCGGAAGGCAGUGUCAUGACACCGGUCCAGGGCGAACAGUUGAUCGUGCCGUCGGGAUUGCCGCGCACUCUCGAAGCGGCCCUGCAGCGGUACGGUACGAGUUCGUUCAAGGCACCGAUGGCUACGGUGCUCGAUCCCAACGGCAAGAUGACAACAACGCUUACCUAUGGGAAGCUGCUAUCACGUGCGCAAAAGAUAGCUUACGCGCUCUCGACGAAGGUCUUCAGUAAGGGACCGGAACAGGUAUCGCUCAAGCCGGGCGAUCGUGUCGCGCUGGUCUAUCCGAACAGUGACCCACUGAACUUCCUCACCGCUUGGUACGGUUGUAUGUUCCGUGGGCUCGUUCCACUCCCAAUAGAACUGCCACUGUCGAGCUCGGACUCACCACCGCAGCAGGUUGGAUUUUUGCUCAGCUCGUGCGGGGUCCACGUUGCUCUUACCUCGGAAGCAUGUCUGAAGGGUCUCCCGAAGUCGUCCACCGGUGAGGUGGCGAAGCUCAAGGGCUGGCCACGAUUGCACUGGUUCGUGACGGAGCAUUUGCCGAAGGUGCCGAAAGAUUUCAACACCAACAAUAAUCGCAUCAGUGAAGACUCGAACGCGUACAUUGAGUACACCACGGACAAGGAGGGUAGCGUUAUGGGCGUAACGGUAACGCGCCAAGCAAUGAUCAACCACUGCCGAGCGCUCACGAUGGCCUGCCACUACACGGAAGGGGAAACGAUCGUGUGCGUGCUUGACUUCAAGCGCGAGGUCGGUCUGUGGCACAGCAUUCUUACGUCGGUGUUAAACGGUAUGCAUGUACUGUUUAUACCGUACGCUCUGAUGAAGUUACGGCCUUCAUCGUGGAUGCAGCUCAUCACCAAAUACCGAGCGUCCUGCUGUCUGGUGAAGAGUCGAGAUCUUCACUGGGGUCUGUUGGCAACGAAGGAUCACAAGGAAAUCUCGCUGUCCUCGCUUCGGAUGCUGCUCGUAGCGGACGGUGCCAAUCCAUGGUCACUUUCCAGCUGUGAUCAGUUCUUGAGCGUAUUUCAAUCGAAGGGUCUCCGACCAGACGCAAUUUGUCCGUGUGCAAGCAGCUCAGAAGUGUUUACCGUGUCACUGCGUCGACCAGGACGAUCGGCAGCUGGUGGCUAUAACCAGUCGGCAACUGGUCGAGGCGUUCUAUCGAUGUCAGCACUGUCCCAUGGUGUGGUCAGGGUUGACAGUGAAGAUUCGCUCACAUCACUCACGUUGCAAGACUGUGGUCAGGUUAUGCCUAGUGCUACAAUGGUUGUGGUCAGUGCUGAUGGGCCUCCGGUUCUCUGCAAAACGGAUCAAGUCGGUGAAAUCUGCGUCACUUCCGGUUCGAGCGGAACGGCGUAUUACGGCUUGGAAGGAAUGACAAAUUCCACCUUUAAGGUUCAACCACUUCUUGAGGCACCCGUCACGAAGGACGGCGAAACCAUUCCGGGCAAACCGAUCGGCGAUGAAACGUAUGUGCGCAGUGGCUUGCUCGGAUUCCUCGGUCCCGGUGGACUUGUGUUUGUGUGCGGUUCGCGGGACGGGCUGAUGACCGUCACAGGUCGUAAGCACAACUCGGACGAUAUUAUCGCGACGGUACUGGCCGUCGAACCGAUGCGCUUUAUCUAUCGCGGUCGUAUUGCCGUGUUCAGCAUUAAAGUGUUGCGUGACGAGCGUGUUUGUGUUAUUGCCGAACAGCGACCUGACUGCUCGGAGGAAGAAUCAUUCCAGUGGAUGUCCCGGGUGCUACAGGCGGUCGAUUCUAUCCAUCAGGUCGGUAUCUACUGCCUGGCCCUUGUACCACCGAAUCAUCUGCCAAAAACGCCCCUUGGUGGUAUCCAUCUGACUGAGGCGCGUCGACGAUUCCUCGAAGGUUCGCUACAUCCGGCCAACGUGCUGAUGUGUCCACAUACCUGCGUAACUAAUCUUCCAAAACCGCGCGAAAUUCACCACGGCUCUAUCCAACAACUUCAAAUUUCCGGAACAUCAUCCUCAUCCUCUGCCACGAACAUUGGCGGCGUUGGUGGACUUGGUGGCACGGGUGGUACCGGUACCGGUGGUACGGGCACGGCUGGCGUCGUCGGCGGUGCAGAUGCCUCCGUUGGUCCGGCUUCGGUAAUGGUCGGUAAUCUGGUGCAGGGCAACAGGCUUGCCUCUGCCCAGGGCCGCGAUAUAGGUCUGGCCGACGAUAACGAACGUAAGCAUCAGCUUAUUACAGGCGUGCUGCGAUGGCGUGCAAACUCAUCACCUGACCACGUCCUGUACACGUUGCUCAACUCGAAGGGUGCGGUCGCCAAAACGCUCACCUGCUCCGAACUGCACAAACGGGCGGAAAAGAUAGCCGCCCUGCUGCAGGAACGUGGCAAGGUGAAUCCGGGUGAUCAUGUGGCGCUUAUCUUCCCGCCCGGACUCGAUCUGAUCUGUGCGUUCUAUGGCUGUCUGUAUCUGGGUGCUGUGCCGGUAACUAUCCGGCCACCGCAUCCGCAGAAUCUCAUCACCACGCUACCGACCGUGCGGAUGAUCGUGGAUGUCUCCAAGAGUGGCAUCAUCCUGUCGAUACAGAGCAUCAUCAAGCUGCUGAAAUCGCGCGAAGCGGCCACAUCUAUCGAUCCAAAGAGCUGGCCAACCAUACUAGACAUCGAGGACAACCCGAAAAGGAAGCUGGCCGCAAUCGCUAAUAGUACGCUAGAUUCGACGGCCUAUCUGGACUUCAGUGUGUCUACCUGUGGUCGGUUGAGUGGCGUUAUCAUCACGCAUCGAUCACUAUCGAGUCUCUGUGCCAGUCUGAAGCUUGCCUGCGAGCUAUACCCUAGUCGUCAUGUAGCACUCUGUCUCGAUCCGUACUGUGGCCUUGGCUUCUCCAUGUGGACUCUGAUCAGCGUCUAUAGCGGUCACCAUUCGAUACUGAUUGCACCGUACGAGGUGGAAGCCAAUCCUAGUCUCUGGUUGAGCACACUGUCCCAAUACCGCGUGCGGGAUACAUUCUGCUCGUACGGCGUAAUCGAGCUGUGCACCAAAGCGCUCAGCAACUCCAUACAGGCACUUAAACAGCGCAACAUCAACCUAGGCUGCGUGCGUACCUGUGUGGUCGUGGCCGAGGAACGUCCGCGUGUGCAACUGACGCAACAGUUUUGCAAGUUGUUCCAGGCGCUCGGAUUAAACACGCGCUGCGUAUCGACCUCCUUCGGGUGUCGCGUUAAUCCCGCCAUCUGUGUGCAAGGUGCUAGCUCGGCGGAAAGUGCUCAGGUGUAUGUGGAUUUGAGGGCGCUACGAAACAAUCGGGUUGCGCUGGUUGAGCGUGGCGCUCCGAACUCGCUGUGUUUGGUAGAGUCGGGCAAGUUGCUACCGGGCGUGAAGGUGAUCAUUGCCAACCCGGAUUCUAAGGGACAGUGUGGAGAUUCACAUCUAGGGGAGAUUUGGGUCCAAUCACCGCACAACUCGAACGGAUAUUUCACGAUCUACGGGGACGAAACGGAUUAUAACGAUCAUUUCAACGCGAAACUGGUGACGGGCUGUUCAACCAACGAUACGUGGGCCCGUACCGGUUACCUUGGGUUCCUGCGGCGCACCGAAUGUUCCCAGGCCGGCUCAAUACUGGAUGAAACCACACCGAGCAUAGCUAGUCGCGAUUCGGAUACCGAAUCAAUUCAUUCGCAGGGUCACAACACACUAAAUUCAACGACCAGUUCAAACGCAGGCAAUACUGUGGCCACGGUCGGUGCGGGUAAUGAGCAGGAGCUGCACGAUGCCGUGUACGUAGUCGGCGCACUGGAUGAGGUGAUUACGCUGCGCGGCAUGAACUACCAUCCGAUCGACAUCGAGAACUCGGUACUGCGAUGCCACAAGAAGAUCGCCGAGUGUGCCGUCUUCACCUGGACCAACCUGCUGGUGGUGGUGGUCGAGCUGGACGGAAACGAAUCGGAAGCGCUCGAUCUAGUGCCGCUCGUGACGAAUACUGUUCUGGAGGAACAUCAGCUGAUUGUCGGUGUGGUCGUUGUUGUCGAUCCUGGCGUUGUACCGAUCAACAGCCGCGGUGAGAAGCAGCGGAUGCAUCUGCGGGAUGGUUUCCUUGCCGAUCAGCUCGAUCCGAUCUACGUUGCUUACAACAUGUAAGCGCCCACGUGUGAUAGUAUGACGACAGAAU